GUCAUUAUUUUUUUUCUCCAGGGAAAUGAGGCGAGUUAUCCUUUGGAAAUGUGCUCACACUUUGAUGCUGAUGAAAUUAAAAGGCUAGGAAAGAGAUUUAAGAAGCUCGAUUUGGACAAUUCUGGGUCUUUGAGUGUGGAAGAGUUCAUGUCUCUGCCUGAGUUACAACAAAAUCCCCUAGUACAGCGAGUAAUAGAUAUAUUCGACACAGACGGGAAUGGAGAAGUAGACUUUAAAGAGUUCAUUGAGGGAGUCUCUCAAUUCAGUGUCAAAGGAGAUAAAGAACAGAAGUUGAGGUUUGCUUUCCGUAUCUAUGACAUGGAUAAAGAUGGCUAUAUUUCCAAUGGGGAACUCUUCCAGGUGCUGAAGAUGAUGGUGGGGAACAAUCUGAAAGACACACAGUUACAGCAGAUCGUAGACAAAACCAUAAUAAAUGCAGAUAAGGAUGGAGAUGGAAGAAUAUCCUUUGAAGAAUUCUGUGCUAGGGGCGGGAAGACGGGCCUCUUCGCCGGCCGGGCCUCCUCGGUGUCCAUGCGGCCCGCGUCCCCGCCCUCCCCAGGCGUGGACAGCUGCUCGGCCUGCCGUUUCUUCGCCCGCCGACCACCUUUGCGGGUGACCUCGGUAAAGCCGUCCUCGGCCAAAGGGCUCUGUGACUCCAUCUCGGUUUCCAUCCUCAGGAAUCUUCGGCCCCUGCACAGGCUUCCGUCUGGAACACGUGCGGGGCUGCACUACGCAGGCGCACCCCGCAGGACCCAGCCUUUGCCAACCAGCCCCAGGCGUUUUGUUAGGGAAAGGGUGUGCCCCUUAGAAGAAGCGAAAUCAGUCAACUGGACCAUGUCGGCCUUCGAGAAGCCUCAGAUCAUCGCCCAUAUCCAGAAAGGCCUCAACUACACGGUGUUUGACUGUAAGUGGGUGCCCUGCAGCGCCAAAUUUGUGACCAUGGGCAACUUCGCCCGGGGCACCGGCGUCAUUCAGCUGUACGAGAUCCAGCACGGGGACCUAAAGCUGCUUCGGGAGAUCGAAAAAGCCAAACCCAUUAAAUGUGGAACAUUUGGUGCAACAUCUUUACAGCAGAGAUACUUAGCUACUGGAGAUUUUGCUGGAAACCUUCAUAUAUGGAAUUUGGAAGCUCCAGAGAUCCCAGUCUAUUCUGUAAAGGGCCAUAAGGAAAUUAUAAAUACUAUAGAUGGUGUAGGUGGACUGGGAAUCGGGGAAGGAGCACCUGAAAUUGUGACUGGCAGCCGAGAUGGAACCGUGAAGGUGUGGGACCCGAGGCAAAAAGAUGAUCCUGUUGCUAAUAUGGAACCAGUACAAGGAGAAAACAGGAGAGACUGCUGGACCGUGGCAUUUGGCAAUGCUUAUAAUCAGGAGGAACGUGUUGUCUGCGCUGGCUAUGACAACGGAGAUAUCAAACUGUUUGAUCUCAGAAGUAUGUCAUUGCGGUGGGAGACAAACAUAAAAAAUGGGGUAUGUAGCUUGGAGUUUGACAGAAAAGACAUAAGCAUGAAUAAGUUAGUGGCUACGUCCCUGGAAGGAAAGUUUCACGUUUUUGACAUGAGAACACAGCACCCAACCAAAGGCUUCGCUUCUGUUUCAGAAAAGGCUCACAAGUCGACCGUGUGGCAGGUCCGGCACCUGCCGCAGAACAGGGAGCUUUUCCUGACAGCCGGGGGCGCCGGCGGCCUGCACCUCUGGAAGUAUGAAUACCCGAUUCAGCGGUCAAAGAAAGAUUCCGAGGGUGUAGAGAUGGGAGUUGCGGGCUCGGUCAGCCUUCUGCAAAAUGUUACAUUGUCCACUCAGCCCAUCUCAAGUUUGGACUGGAGUCCAGACAAGAGGGGUCUCUGCAUCUGUAGUUCAUUUGAUCAAAUGGUAAGAGUGCUGAUUGUUACAAAACUCCAGAAAAUUUGACCUGAAGACUUUGGACUGGAAACCUUCCAGAGGAACACUCACAGAAUUUGGAAUAUGUUCUGGGGUCCUCUGACUCUCACUGAACAAAGCUGGAUUUGAUCGAUGGAAAAGGCCCCAGAUGCAGACCUCCAGCCCAGCCUUUCUCUGGGUGGGAAAUGCCAAGCUAUGUGUCCGGGGACCUGACUGGCCACUGGUUUGCGCCUCGGUCUCCAGCUCCAACACUGUUCCUCUCUCCUCUAUCUCUAAGUAAAAGUUGAAACUUUUCUAUAUUUAAACAUUUAAAAUUUUCAGCAUCCUGAGUUCCUUAUUCUGUAAUAACACUUCUGUUGUAUUUUGGUAUUUGCAGUGUUGUGGUAGUGACUUCAGUUGGUUUAAAAUAGUUUGCCUUGGUAAAACCUCUGUGAAUUUAACCUUCAUAAAUAAAUACACUUUUGAGAGA
This is a messenger RNA of Vicugna pacos (alpaca), 2347 nucleotides long. It is a transcript of the gene DNAAF10, whose product is annotated as dynein axonemal assembly factor 10. The record is from RefSeq and is a predicted model, not a curated record. NCBI's taxonomy places the organism in Eukaryota, Metazoa, Chordata, Mammalia, Artiodactyla, Camelidae. Gene Ontology annotation, molecular function: protein binding; calcium ion binding.